GGUCACCCAGUGGGUUUCCACAGCCAAGCGGGGACUCGAACCCUGAUCUCAUAGUCCAACACUCAAAUCACUACAUCACACCAGUUUAGAUUGAUAGUGCAGACUCUAAAUUGAAACAAACAGUUCAAAAACUGUUCAAGAAAGUGUCUUCUAUGUAAAAUACACUUCAGGAGGGGGAAGAAAAGAUGGAAAUAAUCAGAGCUUUGUUCUGCAAGAUUAAGGUUCACUGGUCCGACCUCCUCCUGCAACUAUUUGGUCAAUGUUUAGCAGAUGGUGCAGCGCAUGGCUGGUGGGGAUGCAUUCAACUGGUUUCAACAAGUGGAACAGGAUAUCCUCCUCCCCCUUCCCAGCAUCUAAAUCAAAUCUCUUUUGCUCAUGUGCAAAAGACUGCAUCAAGUCUGGUGAUUCCAAGAGAAGACAGCUAGUUUUCCCACCACAUCCCUGCAGAAGGGUUGUGUUGAUAUUGCUGGGAGACACAUACAACUGGAGGGGAAAAGCCAUAGAAAUGGCAGUGGGUAGCGACCCAAGGAUCUGCUUGUCGUUCUUAUAUAAGAACGACCCUUUCUAUUCCUUCUAUCUUUCAGAUCUCCUCUCGGCACCACAGCAGGUUAGGAAUAAGUUUCUCAAGGAGCAGAAGGACCUCACGGUGACUCUAGGGAAACUUGAACACCAGAAGCUGAGCAGACUUAGACAACUGGAUGAGGAAAAAAAACAUUUUCGUCUACUGAUGAUAAAGAAAUUAGCCCCCAAAGUCACCAGCAGCAGGGGUUCCUCCAGCAUCACAGAACCAGACUUUCAAACAACAGUCUCCAGUGUCCAGUUUUCAUCUCUUGAAUUAAGUAAGAGCAGCUGGAAGAGCCUAGACACCAAAUUGUACACCAGACCAGAUGCUACCUUCUUUUCAACUGCCAGAAAUGAAAUUUCAGCCACUCAUACUCCAAAGUUUUGCAAAGUGCCUGGCUCAUUUCCAAAACACUGAGCCAGUCAACUCAUAUAGACACCUUCCUAGCAAGAAGCACCUCGCAAGCACUGAGAGCUAUUUGCCUCUCUUCCAUCACACUACACCAUCUAUACACCUUUGUGAAAGCAGCAAAAGGAAUUAAUGCUUGGAAUGGAUUGGUAAACUAAACUCUUGGUGCCAGCUGAAAACUGAUGUAGCUUUAUGUAUAAUUCUGUUGACAUCCAUAUUUUAAUGAGAAGCCAUGUGAACAUAAAGGGAAUCAAGGCAAUAUUCCUUAUUAGCAAUAACAUGGGCUUGCAAAUAACUAUCAUCCAGGCUGUAAGCAUGUAGUAAAUAUUCCAAGCAAGUAAUAAGUUACAGGUUUUCAUACAGAAAAUACUACCUGCCCUUAAGGCCAUGAAUGAGAUCAUGAAAUCAAAUUUAGUAAUUUUGACUGUUUUUAGCUACACUUUGAACAUUUUUACAUUUUUGUUGUUACACAAAAUACUAUAAACCACAUUUGAGAAUAUUAUA
Sceloporus undulatus (fence lizard) is the source of this 1474-nucleotide messenger RNA. RefSeq lists its product as uncharacterized. The coding region runs from base 260 to 979 and encodes 239 amino acids. The record is from RefSeq and is a predicted model, not a curated record. The transcript is spliced from 3 exons. NCBI's taxonomy places the organism in Eukaryota, Metazoa, Chordata, Lepidosauria, Squamata, Phrynosomatidae.